AUGAAGCAGAUCCCGGGAAGUCUCGUGCUGCUGCUUGAUGGGGCAGCCAAUGAUUGCAUAGACCCGAUGACUUGAUCUAUUCAAAAUGUUCGCCACCACCUUUCUUUUAUUGCCUCGCUCCUACUCCACCAAGACUGAUUACCCUCCAUUCAUUUGCAAAAGCACUGCAAUCUCUCCCCUCCCAUGUAGUACUUAUAUCACAACCUCCUCUGAUACAUCCCGUCAUUACUCGACACGCAAGGUAGCAAACAUCACGUGAUGGUUUUUUUUUUAAAUAUCGAAAAGAGCGGGAAAGCAACAAACAGUCGACAUGUAUGUUUUGAGAUUCAAAUUCUGUUUGCAAACAUGUACGAUUGUGAAUGUAUGUUUGUUUUUCCUCAUAAUGUACGACACCGCACAAGACUUACCUCCGUUUCCUCUCUCCUACACAACCAAGUUUACUGCCCAUACACACGCAAGAGCACUGCAAUCACUCUCCCCCCAUAAUGCAUACUUUGCGUCACAAUCUCAUUUGAUGAGUCUCAUUAUUACUCGUCAUACACGCAUAUCAAACAACACCAUGGGUAGAGUUGAAAAUCAAAUUGAGCGGGAAAUCAACAACCACCUGA
Messenger RNA from Ectocarpus sp. CCAP 1310/34, 608 nucleotides. Lineage: Eukaryota; Phaeophyceae; Ectocarpales; Ectocarpaceae. The record is from the annotation of a GenBank genome assembly.